AACAACCUUUUAUUGUCAAAAAAGGAAGGGAAUACAUAGCGUCGAGUGUAAUAUCAUGGUCUAUUAGGCUUCAUUUGGAUAAAGUGAUUUGAAAGAAAGGAUUAGACUUGACGACAACAGAAAGUUUAGAGAAUAGAAGGCUACAGAACAUAACUAGAUACCACACAUUUGAAAUACCAAGAAGCAAGGAAUCAUUAAAAGUUGUUCUGUUGGUUUUUUCCCUAUUCCAUUUUCAAUAGUGUGUAUAUAUAUAUAUAUAUUUUUUCCCUUUGUUUCUACGCUGUCAUAUUAUUUAGCUGAUAAGUUCAUUAAAAUGAGAAACUAACAAUGGGGUUUGAACUUUGAGUCCUUGAGAAGCAGUGAUCCGAGAAAGUGGUCACUGAAUAUUUGGUUGAGAAGUGGUCACUAUUCUGUAAAGCACUCGAGAGGCAAAAAGUGACAUGCCAGUAGUACAAUGUCAGGACUGAGUGCUUUCUUUAACAUGUUUGCUAAUGCCAAGCAUUCUCUCAUAUCAUAUAGAUGCUCUUCGAGGCUGGGAAGUCUGUUCUUGAAACAUGGAAGGGGACUCAGUACUGUAAGCAUUGGUCUUCUUCCUCUAAAAUUAGGUGCAAGAACAACAGACAUUCUAACUUUGGUAGAUACACUCAAACUGUUUAGCUGAUUAUCCAGGCACAAGGACUCAGCUAGGUUUUCAAGCAUGAAAUACUAGAUUGUCCUUUUUGUGUGCGGUCAUUCGGCUUUUUACUGAGUGCGGAUCUUCCAUGCGUCUCAGUCAUUACUUAAUUGGCUCCAGUAGAAAAGUAUUUGGGGAAAUGUAGUAAAACUAUGAGUCAAUUAGAUUCGAUGUAAUAUAGAAUUAUGAAAAAACCAGAAUCGUUGGUAUAUUUUAUUUCCAGCAAGUGCCUAACCUUAGUGGACGGUCUGCCUCAAGUUAGAGAGUAGUGACCUAAGCUGGAUCUAAACAAUGAGCCUCAUACUUUUACUUGACAUAUCAUCACUUUUCUGUGUGUGCAUUCAGAACCAGCCUAUGUUUUUAUACUAUUAUACUAAUUAUGUAUGAGGGUUUUAAGCAAGUUCUGAUUUAGUCUGAGUAAUUUUUCUGUAUCAUGAGAUGCAAAUAUUGCUUUACAUCCUUGGAUAUUAUCGAUAGUUUCUACCUAAUCUCCCUGUGUUAGUAGUUCCGUAUUUAGUUAUCAUCUCACUAAUUGUACUUGUUAUUCAUUAGACCAUAUAACAGCAUAAGGUGGAAGUCAGACUAAUUACUUGGACCAUUUAACAGUAUCUCAACACUAAAUUAUUUCUAGAUCAUAUGCCUACUGGCCAAAUCUCAAAUAAUUUGUUCAAAUUAAUGUAAUAAAGUACAUAGAUUAGGUGCUUUGGGGUUGCAAAGGGUUAGGCCUACAUUUACUCCAUUACGGUACAUAUCAGAAGAAAACUGGUGAGCUUAACUUCCUUGGAACCAAACAGAGUUCGAAAAAGUAAAAGAACAAUAAAGAGGGAUGAGAAAACGGAAAGCAAUACAAGUAGCUCAAGAGAAAAGUAGGCAUGUGACCACUUUUAUUUCAUAUCUCCAAAAGAAAGACUAAACCCUUCUUAAUUCUCUCUAUAAAACUCUCAAUACCCUCAUUGAAAUCCUUCAUCUCCUAUAUCCUUAGCAAACAUGGCAAGACUUGGUUUGAUUUCCUUACUAGUUCUCUUCCAUGUUGUUUGCCUGGUUGGUAAAGCACACUCAACCCCUCCUAGACACUCAAGUUCCACUAAAUUCAUCGAAGCUUCAUGCAGAGCAACCCAGUAUCCAGCUCUUUGUGUUCAAUGCCUUGCAGGUUAUGCACGCUCGAUUCGACAGAGUGAAAGACAGCUAGCUCAGACUGCUUUGGCAGUGAGCCUAUCCCGGGUGCGGAAAGCUGAAUCCUUUGUGGCCAAGUUGACUAAAGUCAGGGGGAUCAAGCCUAGGGAGUACAGCGCUGUGAAGGACUGCAUAGAGAACAUGGGGGAUGGCGUGGACCGGCUUGGCCAGUCGGUGAGGGAGCUUGGACAUACCGGUCGGGCCUUUGGUCAGGAGUUCAUGUGGCACAUGAGCAAUGUGCAGACUUGGGUUAGUGCUGCACUCACUGAUGAGACCACUUGUCUUGAUGGGUUUUCAGGUCGUGUUAUGGAUGGAAAUAUCAAGGUUGCUAUAAGAAGAAGGGUCAAUAAUGUUGCUCAGGUCACUAGCAACGCACUGGCUCUGGUUAAUCGCUUUGCUGCUAAACACAGGGCGGCCGCAGCUGCCAAAGAGCCCUAGAUCUAGUGCAAGUGAGUUUAGGGGUUAUAUGUACAUGUGACAUGGUAUUAGUAAGGUUUGUGACUUCGUGCCUGGCCUAGAUUUUGUGUUAGAGGGUAUUGUUGUUGCUUGUUGAUGUGUAAAAUGACAACCUUUAAGUUUUGCACCAGUUAAGCUUUUGUUUGACUGAAGAAGAUCCUCCCUUCUAAUUAAAAUGUCUGAAAUGGUUUCACAUUUA
This is a messenger RNA of Rosa chinensis, 2501 nucleotides long. Its product is annotated as pectinesterase inhibitor 9. The record is from RefSeq and is a predicted model, not a curated record. The coding region runs from base 1661 to 2284 and encodes 207 amino acids. Gene Ontology annotation, molecular function: enzyme inhibitor activity. The transcript has a single exon. NCBI's taxonomy places the organism in Eukaryota, Viridiplantae, Streptophyta, Magnoliopsida, Rosales, Rosaceae. Gene Ontology annotation, biological process: negative regulation of catalytic activity.